AUGGCGGAUCCAAAUGCAAAGAACAAGGAAGGUUCUGAUACGGAAAAUACAAGAAAUCCCGUAAACAUUCUGGACACAACCGAAGCUAUUGAAGAAAUGGCAACUGUUCCUGGCGGAAAGGUCGCCAUAAAUUUGAAGGACAAGCCUUCUCAAGAAAAUGUCUUCAGCAGCUUAAGCCCAAGCUCAGAUGCAGAAACCAACGAUGAAAGUGGAAAUUUGGUUAUUGAUACUUCUUCGGAUGGCUCAGAGAACGAAAAUAGUCCUCAGUAUCAAUAUUCCUUGUCCUCAGCAGAUUCUGAUGUAGAAACAACUGAUAAUUGUACUAGGGAUAAAAAGCCAAGUGCCAAGGUAACUCCUAAAACUACUAGCACCGAAAAUAAAUCCCCGAAGGAGUAUUUUUAUGGCAGCAAUGUGGAAGAACACAGGUCCUUGGAUGAUCAGUACCUUAAAAAGUUUGGAAACAAGUUGACUGUGAAGUUUAGUACCACGCUACCAGCUGAAAGCAUUGGACUUCCUGAUGAGCCACGACGCCUGGUGAAAGUUCCCCAAUUUAUACACUUGGAACCCGUGGCCUAUGAAGCUGAUUCUUAUGAGAGUUGCAGGACGUUACAAGAUCUGAAGGAUAAGAAGACUCGCGAUGACUUCCUAAAUCGUCUGAAGACAACAGUGAGAUGGAGGGAGAACCAAAAUAAGGUCAAGGAAUCGAAUGCGAAGAUUGUUCGCUGGACCGACGGCAGCGAGACAUUUCACGUGGGCUCCGAGGUGUUCGAUGUGAUGCACCACCCGGUGUCCAACGACCAAAACCAUUUGUAUGUCCGCUUGGAUAGCUUCUACCAGGCUCAGGGAUUGGUCAAGGACAAGAUAACUUUUCGCCCCAUGUUGGACUCCAGUUUCGGACAGAGUCACGUAAAGGGCUUGCGCAAAACAGCCGUCGAUCAUCCGCAAUCGGGAUGUGUGAAGGUGCUAAUGGACUGGGACAUGGGAGCCGAUCCUGUGCAGGAUCGGGAGCAGCGCGUCAAGGAGGAGAUGGCCCAACUUCGCCGGGAGGAGCGUGAGAAGCGUCGCGACAAUCAAAAGCGUCGGCAAAGAAUGCGUUCUAAGCCCAUGCAACCCUCUUCGAAAAAGGACUCCAGCGAAAGGGAAAGUGAGGAUGGCGACGAUGGCGACGAUGGCGAUGAUGGCGACGAUGGCGAUGAUGGCGACAAUGGCGACGAUGGCGAUGAUGGCGAUGGUGACGACGAUGACGACGGUGACGUCGAUGACGACGGUGACGACGAGAUGAACGAUGAAAAUUGUAGCGAGGAGGAACUGUCUUUUGAGCCAAGUUGCAGCACUUCAAACAGCAAGAACAACAACCAACCAGACCCGAAAUCAGAUUCCGAUGAGGAUUUUAAGCUGGGUGCUAAACGCAAGGCCAAAAAGUUGGUCUACUCCGAUUCCGACUCGGAUUAGGUAUUCAACUAUUCGGUGUUCUCAAAAUUGC
Drosophila ficusphila is the source of this 1483-nucleotide messenger RNA. RefSeq names its product RNA polymerase-associated protein LEO1. The transcript is spliced from 2 exons. Lineage: Eukaryota; Metazoa; Arthropoda; Insecta; Diptera; Drosophilidae. Gene Ontology annotation, molecular function: RNA polymerase II C-terminal domain phosphoserine binding. The coding region runs from base 1 to 1452 and encodes 483 amino acids. Gene Ontology annotation, biological process: transcription elongation by RNA polymerase II; positive regulation of transcription elongation by RNA polymerase II. Gene Ontology annotation, cellular component: nucleus; Cdc73/Paf1 complex. The record is from RefSeq and is a predicted model, not a curated record.